UUGCUGCCUGUGAGAAGAAACACGGAAAAGGGAGUCUGAUUCAGGGAGGAACUUGGUACGCACGGUCUAGCAAGUGCAGUUUGUUGGUUUUCUACUUCCUCAACCUGUUCCCGUAACUGUUUUCCACUUUUGUGAGCGUAAGAAAACCAGUCAAGCCUUGACAUAUCACUCAAAGACAGGUUACUGUGUGUCUGUGUGUGUCCGACGGUUUGGGUUUUCUCAAAAACGAAAGUUAACCGAGGAGGGCCCGUGAAGCCAUGGCUGACAUGUCGGAUGAGGAAAUGGAGGAGCCUUUACCCCUCCAACAGGACCUGACCUGCCCUGUGUGUCAGGGCAUCUUCCGAGACCCCGUCCUGCUGCCCUGUACCCACAGCUUCUGUCGGGAGUGUCUGCAGAGAAGUUUUCAGGUCAACAAAAAGUGUCCCGUGUGCAGGGACCUGUAUGAGGAAGGGCAGGCCAUCGCCAACCGUGCGCUCAGCAGCGCCUGCGAGACCUUCCUCAAACAGGCGAACCGGAGGUCGACCCAGAAACGUCCCAGCGAGGACACCUGUAACCUGCACCUGAAGCCGCUGGAGCUGUACUGUGAGAAGGACGAGGAGCCCGUGUGUGUGGAGUGUGUCAGUCUGCACAGCACACACAGGCUGUAUUCACUGAGAGACGGAGCACCCAUGUGUAGGAAGGAGCUCGGGUUCAAAGUCCAGAUCUUUGAAAAGAAAGUGGAAUCGUACAAUAAAAUGACACAUAAACUCAGCAACGCAGUGGAAUAUAUCAAGUAUCAAGCUGGGCAGGCGGAGAAACAGAUCAAGGCAGAGUUCGAGAGGCUCCACAAUGUGCUUUACACAGAGGAAGCUCUGCGUCUGAAAGCCCUGGCUACUGAGGAGGAGGAGAAGAUCGCUGCCAUACAGGAGCUGAUUGCCAGCACUGCCAAGGACAUUGUCACUCUGAACGAGCUCAUCGAGACUCUGAAGAAGGAGAUGGGCAACGAGGACCUACCCCUCCUUCGGAAUUUCCAGAAUUUGAAAAGAAAAGCUCAGUGGCCUCACAUGGACCCUGGCCUCCCUGAUGACUCUCUUUUGAACAUGGGCAAGCAUGUUGGUGCUUUGAGCUACAACAUCUGGAAGAGCAUGCAGGCCCAUGUCAAAUACUAUCCAGUGUUGCUGGACCCAAACACUGCCUCUCCAUGGCUGUCCUUGAGUCCUGACCUGACCAGUGUGAAGGAAAGCUCAGAGCGGCUCACCGCCCCCGACAACCCAGAGCGCUUUGAUCCCUGCAUCUUUGUCCUGGGUGCUGAAGGUUACACCUCUGGGAAACACAGAUGGGACAUCAUUGUUGGUGACAGCCCCAGGUGGAUUGUGGGAGUAUGCAAAGAGUCAGUGGCCCGUAAAAAGAAGUUCACCGUCUCUACGAACCGUGGUGUGUGGUCCAUAGGACUCAGCAAAGGGGUAUACUCUGUCCUAACACCUGAGCGUACAGAGCUGCAGGUGCAGCAGCGUCCCGAAAGGAUUCGCGUCAAGCUAAACAUAGAUAAGGGAGAGGUGUCAUUUUGGGAUGGGGGAACAGCAAAGCACCUGAUCACUUUAACACACAAUUUUAGUGAGAUGAUGUUUCCUAUUUUUGGCCCUGGGCUCCAUAGUACUCCUAUGACUAUAGUUCAAGGAAAAAUAGCUGUGCACACAUCAUAAUGGGCUAGGAGGGUUGGGUUGUUAACCUAAACCUGUGGAACUAAAAAUAAGAACAAUAACCUUUUUCAAAUCAGAAGCUUUUUAAAAGCAUGAUAAACUCAGCAACACUUUAGCAAUUAAAUCGUGAUGAAUUACAAAUCUCAUUAGAAUGUCAAGUAAAAGAUUAAAAUCUGACAGUGACGAGAGAGGAAACAUGAUAAAACUGGUGAAGACAAUCAUUAUAAACAUGUUACAUGGGGUGUAAAAUAUACUAAAAUGGGAUUACUAAAAGAAUACAAAAGAGAGUACCAUGACUAAAAGCUUCACAAAGGUUUUUGUAAGAAAAGACAAAAGUGGUGAUUUUGACUUUUUGGCAUUAGAGCCUAAUGUCUGAAAUGACUUGUAACAGUAGAGUAUGUCAGAAAUAUUGCAUAGAGGAUAAUACACAAAAACAAGCAGGCAGCAAGUCAGGAUAGGUAAACCUACCAAUUAAAGGCCUUGGAGCUGCAUGAUCCAUAGGUUAGAGGUGAAAAAUGGCUUUCUGAAUAAUGACGGCGUACGAGGAAUUUGAAAAAAGUAUGUGAUAAAAGCAUAACUGACUUUCUCUGCGGCAGCAAAGGGAAAAUAAUUUGAUCUCCCUUAGCUGAAGGAAACUGAGUUGACUAAUCUUUUGUCACUUUAUCAUGGAGAGACAGACAAGAAUAAAAAAUUCUACUGAAAUACCUGGCAGCCUGGCUGAAGCUAGUGAUCAAUACUGAUGAUGAAUUAAACAUUCUCUCUUUACUCCUCAUAGAGCCAUAGGAAAGUGUGACACCCAGUCCUCAGUAUCUGAGAGGUCAACCAAAAAACAAAAAAAGUUGAAUGUGAAAGUAAUUACUUGCUUGCUCAUCCUACAUCUGUCUUUGGCAAUAUGGUAUUAUAUGUAAGGUGUAUUGUGGUAGUUAUUUGUCAUCUUUGCAGACAUUUGGAGUGAUUUUAUUCUAUCCAUGAUCAGGAAAGGGCUGCGUUUGUGCUUGGGGAAUAUGUGCUUUAAUUGUUUUAUUACUUUUACUUUUUAUUACUACUUUUAAUGAUUCUUGAUUAUCCUCAAAUAUUGUAAUAAACUGUGCUAGUUAUUUGUUUUGCUGUUUAUAUCUCACUACACAGUGUGGCUAGGAACUAGUCAUACUCAGCAGGGCACAGCUUAAACAACUGAAGGAUUAUAUAUACUACUACAACCACUCUGAAUCUGUACAUGCAGAAAGCUAAAUAUGCUGUCUCAUAUGAACACUUGCUCAAUAAAAUGUGAUAAAAAUCUAA
This is a messenger RNA of Lates calcarifer (barramundi perch), 2960 nucleotides long. It is a transcript of the gene trim35-28, whose product is annotated as tripartite motif containing 35-28. Lineage: Eukaryota; Metazoa; Chordata; Actinopteri; Centropomidae. Bases 258 to 1682 code for a protein of 474 amino acids. Gene Ontology annotation, molecular function: protein binding; zinc ion binding. The record is from RefSeq and is a predicted model, not a curated record. The transcript is spliced from 6 exons.